Molecule: messenger RNA, 1826 nt
Organism: Heterotrigona itama
Lineage: Eukaryota; Metazoa; Arthropoda; Insecta; Hymenoptera; Apidae
Source: the annotation of a GenBank genome assembly
ACACCUAAUGCAGUGAAAAAGGUCAAAGAAUUAUUAAAAGAUAAAACUGAAUUUGUAAGUAGACAAUUUAAUAUCUCCAUUUGUGUUUUUUUCUUCAAAUGAUUUUUAAUAACAGUCCUUUUUUUUAACAAAUUUACCUGAUUUAUAUCAUGCGUGUUAUAUUAAUCUCAAAAUUAUAUAUAAAAAUUAUUUCUCAUUCCUAUUUCAGAUUGGUCUAAGAGUGAGUGUAAAACAGCGUGGGUGUAAUGGCCUCAGUUACACUCUUGAUUAUGCCAAAGAAAAAUCUAAACUUGAUGAGGAAGUUUUUCAAGAUGGUGUUUGCAUUAUGAUAGACAAAAAGGCACAGUUAUCUUUAUUGGGUACAGAAAUGGAUUAUGUAGAAACUAAAUUAAGUUCUGAAUUUAUUUUUAAUAAUCCAAAUAUCAAAGGAACUUGUGGAUGUGGAGAAAGUUUUUCUGUUUAGUCAUUUUACAAAAUUAUAGUUAUCAUAGAUUGCUUAAUUAUUAUAAAUUUUAGUAAAAUGUAACUUCUAAAUGACUCCUAAUUAAGGAUUCAUCAAUGCGGAUAUUUGAUUUUUAAAUAAUUAUCAAAUAAAAGAAAUAGUGUGUAAUAGAAAAUUUAUUAUUUUAAUUGAAAUAAAUAUAAAUAACGAUUUAAAAUAAGACAAUUAUAAUGUUAUUCGAUAUUAUGCGAUGUGGUACAAGAUGUAAAAAAAUUAUUUGUGACAGUUAUAAACAAUUUGAUGGAGAUUUAUAAAAAAGAAAUAUUGAAAUUUAUAUUCGUAUCUUAUUUCUCUUUGUUUUCAAGUUUAAUAAUUUUUUGUUAGUAAAUUUCAUUUUCUUAGAUAAUAAAUUUUGUCAAAUGAAUAAUUUCGAAUAAAAAGCAUCAAUAUAUUAUAUUUUUUUCUAAAAUAUUGUGACAUGCAUAAAUUGCAUGUUUGACAGAUUUAUAGAGAAAAAUGGGAAUUGUACAUAAAUAUUAAAUGUUUGUAGUAUUUUAUCUAUUUUGUGAUUAAGUAUUAUGUAUAGAAUAAUUAAUAUGACACGUGUAUACAAAAUAUUUUCAUUGUUACAAUAAGUUCUCUAUAAAAAUUUAUUUAUUUUCUUUAUCAUGUAUAUAUAUUUUGACAGUUAUUAUAAUUAUAUGUUGUACACAUAUAUAUAUAUAUAUAUUGUUAUGUACAUAUGCUGAUCAUAUUACAUUGUAUCAUGUAUCACCGUUUUCGCAAAUUUAAAUAAAAAUGAUAUAUUUUGCAAAUAAUUGCUCUUAAAUAAUUAAAAUAUACACCUUAGUAUUGAUAGCUUUUUUAAACAUUAAUUGAUUCUUUUCUUUUUUUUUAAAAAAUUAGCAUUUUAUAAUUUAAUACAUUCUUUAAAUACUGUAAUUAUAAUUUAUAAGUAAUUUUCUGAGAAUUAUUUAAGCUUAUCUAGUUCAAAAUUAGCCAAAUUAAAAUAAAUUAAUUCUCAAAAACAAAUCUUUGAAUGAAAAAAAUUUUAAUUUUUUGUUGAAUUAUUUCCAUUUUAGAUGUAUUACUACUUCCGUUUUAUUGCGUAUUUGCAGAAUAACAUUAUUUAUUUAUUAGGCUUUUUGAUGAAAUUAUUCAAUGCUGAAUAAGUUCUAAUACGAUUUAAACAAUUAAGGUAAAAAUCCAAAAAUUUUGUUUUCCUCACAUGAAAAUUUUAAUACGAAAUACAAUAUGAAAUUUCAAUACGAAAAUUUUUUAUCUUUUGUUUAAUAACUUAUUAUUAGGAUUACAGCUGAAAAAUAAUGCUCACCUAAUAGAAAUAAUUUCAAGAUUUAACACGGAGAAUAUUUUAAAUACUUAA